GCAGGAGUGAUCUCACCUCCUCUCCACCCCUUCCAUCUUUUCUUUCUCUCUCCUAAAAAAGCAGCAGCUCCGCGCGCAGCACAGCCUGGCACACGGCGAACACUGCUCCAGACGCACAGACGCGCACAGACCCGCUUCGCUCGAGAGGGGUUUGGAUUCAAGUUCACCGUGGAUUUCCCCGUGUACCCCAAAGGACCGCUGCGGACACCAGGCACCGACCGAAGCGCGCCACAAGUCGACGUGUUCGUCAUGGAAGAGCUGACGGCGUUCGUGUCCAAAUCGUUCGAUCAGAAAAGCAAAGAGAGCACCAAAGAGAGCAUCACGUACAGGGAAGUUUUGGAGAGCGGCUUGACGCGGGCGCGGGAGCUGGGCAGCCCGGACAGCAACCUGCAGGACAUAACGGACACCAACCACUGCCCCGUGCAUCUGUUCAAGGACCACGUAGAGCUGGAGAAAGACAAACUCAAGGACUUUAAUGUUUCCAGGGCGACAGAGGGGAUAUACGAGUGUAAGGACAAAAAGGAGGACGUAAAGUCAGAGGACGAGGACGCACAGGGCAAACUGAAGCAGCGCAGGAGCCGAACAAACUUCACUUUGGAGCAGCUCAACGAGCUAGAGCGGCUGUUCGAUGAGACGCACUAUCCGGACGCGUUCAUGCGGGAGGAGCUGAGCCAGAGGCUGGGACUGUCCGAGGCCAGGGUCCAGGUUUGGUUUCAGAACAGAAGAGCCAAGUGUCGAAAACAAGAGAAUCAGAUGCACAAAGGCGUUAUUUUGGGCAGUGGCAGUCACCUAGACGCCUGCAGGGUGGCACCUUAUGUCAAUAUGGGUGCCCUUCGGAUGCCCUUCCAACAGGUCCAGGCGCAGCUGCAGUUGGACGGAGUCACACACUCACACCCCCACCUGCACCCUCACCUGGCAGCACACGCCCCCUACUUGAUGUUCCCGCCCCCUCCCUUCGGACUACCAAUCGCCUCCCUCGCUGACUCGGCCUCUGCGGCGGCGGCGGUGGCGGCGGCGGCUAAAAGCAACAGCAAAAACUCCAGUAUCGCCGACCUGCGACUCAAGGCAGGACUUCUGCGGGGCCAGUGGCUCAGUCCACUCCAGGCACAGCUCACAUCCCCAGGACCGUACAAACACAUGUGGAUGUCUGUCUGAGGCCGGCCCACCUGAAGAACUAAAGCUAACCGGGCCGCCAUAUUGACAGUGCAGAGGGGUAUGGGGCAAACAGGUCACACCUCCACUUCUCCGAGACACCCCGACUCACUAAAUACAAAAACGAAAAUUGUGUUGAAAAGGCCAUAUCUGUCUCCAACCACUGUGCUCCCUGCUGCUGCUGAGUGCAUGAGCGCUAACGGAGGAGCGCUAACGGAGGAGCGCUAACGGAGAGGCGCUAACGGAGCAGCGCUGGGACUGCCCUGCGUCCCGCCCUGCGUACCCCCCUCCCCCUGCGUACCCCCCCUGCGUCCCGCCCUGCGUCCCUCCCGACAUAAAGCUGUUUUAAACACUGCCAUCGCUCUCCACUCUGCUAAAGCUACAAAGUGAAUGCUCUCACUAUGGUUUGUUUUUCCUCCUGCUGGACUAAAAAAAGCAACUUGUUUUGUUGUGUGCGGCAGAGGGAGAGACAGGACUCCUCCUCUGUUAAUUGUGUUGUGUCCUGGGUAAAGAAGUGACGCUCGCCUUUGCACUUCGGCUCCAGUGUGUGGCUGUUGUUUACCAAUGGCACCACAUGCAGAUACUACUUUACUAAUUGAAGGGGGGCGGGGUUUGAUAUUGUCAUGUGAUCCUCAAAAGGACAUUAACUUGGAUAAAGGGUUUAAAUACAUGUUUUCUUUUUCUAAUUCUGAGGAAUGCAUCAGUCAAACUGAAAUGCAGUGGUGUGCAGUUUUAAGUGCAAUACUGUAAAUAGCAAAAAGUAAAAACAAAGCAGUUAAUCCUCGAUAACAGGAACCCAGUGACGAUGGUUAUUUUCCUGCCAAACACACCCAGUGCAAAUGAAGCUGUAAAACGCACUAAACCAGGUGCCAAGCCUCUUUUGGAUCAGAUCUCUGAACAUCAGGUACGUUUUGUUGCUUGUUGAGGAAGACCUGAGCACACUUUCGGAUGCUGCAGAUAUUUAGGCUAUGUGAAACAUUUUUAGAAACACAAUUAGCACUGUAACCCAAGCCAGACCCUGUUUACAAUAUGAUCUUGCAUGUUAUAUGUCACAUGUCACUCUUGAUUUUGAAUAAUCAGAGCGUUUUUACUAAACCGUUCCAAACCAGAUCAGCUCUAUUAGACAAAGAUUCGCCUCUGCUGUCCGAGCCGCGCUGACCUGUGGACAAACUGCAGAUUUCAAACUGUCCCAAACGACUUCCUCCAUUUACGAUUGUUUACGUCUCCAUUUAAAUUAAACAUAUUGGUGUUUUAUUUAUUGAUUUGAAAGUUUAUGAUGAAAUGGUUGAAAUACAAGUGUACAUUUUCUCAUGGCGUUGGUUUAUUUUUGUAUGUUUUUUUAAGUGAUGAUGUUAGGGGGCGUGGCUGUAGUGUCGGCCUGUGAUGUAGUGUGUCCACGUUUACAGACAUUUCAGGGAUGGAGUUCGUUUUUACCCAUAACAAAGUAACGACCAUUUCACCUGCACGCAUGCUUAAACAUCAACCAUUGUAUCUUUGUUUCCCCCUUUUGAUUCACAAAAUAUGAAUGUACAUCUUGUACAAGUAAACUAUCAAUAAAGUUAUAAAUAUUUGU
Messenger RNA from Periophthalmus magnuspinnatus, 2725 nucleotides. It is a transcript of the gene shox, whose product is annotated as short stature homeobox. The transcript has 6 exons. The coding region runs from base 250 to 1155 and encodes 301 amino acids. Gene Ontology annotation, molecular function: sequence-specific double-stranded DNA binding; DNA-binding transcription factor activity, RNA polymerase II-specific. Gene Ontology annotation, cellular component: nucleus. The record is from RefSeq and is a predicted model, not a curated record. Lineage: Eukaryota; Metazoa; Chordata; Actinopteri; Gobiiformes; Gobiidae. Gene Ontology annotation, biological process: regulation of transcription by RNA polymerase II.